AUGGGUUUGCCGAGGUUGGAAUCAUGUUGCUUUAUAUUAGACCUGAAGACAGGAAAUAUAGUUCUGGGAUGCAUAAACGCUUUCUUCUCGUUCGUGCUAGUAGUGGUGAUGAUCGUCAUAUCCGCGACAGUCGGCAGCGUGGAAUCGAAGGAACUUGACGAGAAUGAGCUUGACGUAGAAGCCCAUGCCGCCAUAACGGGCCUUUACGCGAUGUCUAUUAUUUUGGUGUUCAUGUUCCUCGCUAAAUUCUUAUUCGAUCUUUUGUUCAUUUAUGCCGUCAUUACGGAGCGAGCUGCCAUAAUAAAGGCGUACUUAAUUAUGUGGAUCGUCUUCUUCCUAUUAUCAAUGUUCACUUUCUUUGUGAACGCGCCGAACUACAGCGGGUGGACCAUCACCACUGAACUCUUCUAUAUAGGGUUGAACGUGUACGCCUUCUUGUUGUAUCACAGUUUCUACAAACAACUGAACGAGAGGGAAGAAGUGUAAACUACAUACCUAACAUUGAGUACCCAAUACUCUAAGUUAUGUUAAGUAUAAAAUACAAAUAAGAUUAGGAAAGAUAUUAUUUAAUAGGUUUGAGGUAUAUUGAAACUUAUUAUGGAAGCGGUCGGAAUAAAAAGGCCUCGCUUAUAAAGACUUACACGUUCAAUUUUAGAGUCCAUCAUACUUCACGUGUAGAAAAUAGUGCAAAACAAAUUUUAUUCCAACACAAACAAUUUGUGUAUUAUAUCAUAUGAGAUCCCUGACUCUCAAAGUAGGGCAACCUGCGACAUGAGAGCCAAUGCUCCUCCGCGCGCUUAACUGGACAACCUUACACGACAGUACUACAC
This is a messenger RNA of Hyposmocoma kahamanoa, 830 nucleotides long. RefSeq lists its product as uncharacterized. The record is from RefSeq and is a predicted model, not a curated record. The transcript is spliced from 4 exons. Bases 1 to 486 code for a protein of 161 amino acids. NCBI's taxonomy places the organism in Eukaryota, Metazoa, Arthropoda, Insecta, Lepidoptera, Cosmopterigidae.